CCUCGAUAUCACAACCUCUUUCACUCUUUUCGAACGAGAUUUACCACGUGUGACUGUCGUUCCCGUUUCUUUUAUUCGAUUGUGCCUCAUUUUGGUAUUUUUUUUUUUUUUUACAUACAAGUUAUCAUCACAAUGCCACCUAAAUUCGACCCCAAUGAAAUCAAAAUAGUCUAUCUAAGAUGCGUUGGAGGUGAAGUAGGAGCAACUUCAUCUCUGGCUCCAAAAAUUGGCCCACUCGGUUUAUCUCCUAAAAAAGUUGGUGAUGAUAUUGCCAAAGCUACCAGUGACUGGAAGGGUUUAAAAAUUACCGUCCAGUUGACAAUUCAAAACAGACAAGCUACAAUUACAGUGGUUCCCUCUGCUGCAUCGUUAAUUAUUAAGGCUUUGAAGGAGCCACCUAGGGACCGAAAAAAGCAGAAAAAUAUAAAGCAUAAUGGGAAUCUAUCAUUUGAUGAUAUCAUUUCCAUUGCUCGGUCAAUGAGACCAAGAUCUGUAGCGAAGUACCUUAGUGGUACUGUUAAAGAAAUAUUAGGUACAUGUCAAUCAGUUGGAUGUACGGUUGAUGGAAAACCACCAAGAGAUAUUAUCGAAGAAAUUAAUGAUGGAAAGCUCCAAGUCCCAGAUGAAUAAUAUGAUGUAUCAUAAGGAGUAAAGAAUAAAACAUUUUUAACAUGAA
Molecule: messenger RNA, 676 nt
Organism: Bombus terrestris (buff-tailed bumblebee)
Lineage: Eukaryota; Metazoa; Arthropoda; Insecta; Hymenoptera; Apidae
Gene: RpL12
Product: 60S ribosomal protein L12
Exons: 4
Coding region: 133-630 (165 amino acids)
Biological process (GO): translation
Cellular component (GO): cytosolic large ribosomal subunit; ribosome
Molecular function (GO): large ribosomal subunit rRNA binding; structural constituent of ribosome
Source: RefSeq, a predicted model, not a curated record